AUGAAGGAGCUUGAAAGGAUGCAGGAGAAACACGUCGACGAUCUCUACGAGCUUCUCGACGGCUCGAGUCACAAGAUUGACUUCACCUCUCUCUCGAGAUUGCAGAACGAUCCAACGUUCCUUUCAUCUCGGAUUGCAAGCGACAUCCACAACAAGAUUGAGAAAUACUUCCUCUCGUUGAUCCAAACCAUGGUCCGCUACUCCACCAUACGGAUAACUCCGUUGAUGAUAUGUCGAGUGCUUCAUGGUAUUUCUUCUCCUUCUUGUCGGCGAGACAUCGGAGUCUCAAUCUUUGCGGAGUAUUGGGGAAAGAUGUACAAUGUCGAUUGGAACCUAAUUCACAUCUGUUCCUCGAAAGUGCUCAAUGAGCCAGAGCUGAUCAAAGCCUUGAAUGGAACAAGAUCACUAAUGUUGAACGAACAAGCUACAGAGACGAGAUUGAAGAUGAUUCAGGAGUGCAAGAAACUUGUCUUGUCUUGCUAG
Molecule: messenger RNA, 483 nt
Organism: Guillardia theta CCMP2712
Lineage: Eukaryota; Cryptophyceae; Pyrenomonadales; Geminigeraceae
Exons: 7
Coding region: 1-483 (160 amino acids)
Source: RefSeq, a predicted model, not a curated record